This is a messenger RNA of Branchiostoma belcheri (Belcher's lancelet), 4054 nucleotides long. Its product is annotated as homeobox protein PKNOX2-like. Gene Ontology annotation, biological process: embryonic pattern specification; eye development; animal organ morphogenesis. Gene Ontology annotation, molecular function: DNA-binding transcription activator activity, RNA polymerase II-specific; RNA polymerase II cis-regulatory region sequence-specific DNA binding. Lineage: Eukaryota; Metazoa; Chordata; Leptocardii; Amphioxiformes; Branchiostomatidae. The transcript has 11 exons. The record is from RefSeq and is a predicted model, not a curated record. Bases 101 to 1786 code for a protein of 561 amino acids.
CUCACGUGAGCCCUGCCCAUCAUCCAAGCGCCGUUGUUCCAGCGUUGACAUUUGUGGCAGAGCUGGCAUAGUUUGACGAAGACUGACGUCCGGUUGUCUGAUGGUUGCAACCAUGGCGACUUCUCGGACUGACGUUAGUCUAUUGAAUAAUGAGGCAGCUACAUUUCCUGUCACAAGUGUGGGCACGUUGGGUACAGACAGGAAGAUUACAUUUGGAGACCAGCAACAAGCACCCAUCACACCACAAACAGCGCCACCUACCACAGCUGUGGAGCCCAAGCAAACUGCAGGUGAUACCCAAGUCAACUUGGAUGGAGACAAGCGUGCAGUGUAUAGGCAUCCUCUCUUCCCCUUGCUGGCUUUGUUGUUUGAGAAAUGUGAGCAGGCCACCCAGACAACAGAGUGCCCAUCAUCUGCAAGUUUUGAUGUGGAUAUAGAGGCCUUUGUACGACACCAAGAAGCAGACAGGAAGCCAUUUUUUAGUGAUGACCCAGAGUUGGACAGUCUGAUGGUGAAGGCCAUCCAGGUGUUAAGAAUCCACCUGUUAGAGCUGGAGAAGGUGAAUGAGCUGUGUAAGGACUUCUGUAACCGCUACAUCACCUGUCUGAAGGGGAAGAUGCAGAGUGAGAACCUGUUGAGGACAGACCUGGCAUCCUUUCCAGGCACACAACAGGCGCAGGUGCAGCCGCAGACACAAGUACACACACAACAGGAUGGCCAGAUGACAGUGCAGCCACAGGUUCUGGUCACAGCAGUGACAAACGGCUCCACCUUGAACACUGGGAUGGUACUGCAGACUGGCAUGGCACAGGGUGGUCAGACUGUCAGCCUGGCUGCAGUCAACCAAGGUGCCAUGGUUGUGGCAGAUGGCACGCUGUACCAGCCUGUGACUAUGGUGGCAUCCCCAGCUGUUGUUGCACAUGGUGUACAACAGUCCUUACCAGCAACUGUACAGCUGCAGCCUGUAGCCCAGGCUGUUCAGCAACAGCCACAGGUGAUAGCCACCAGCACAGCACAUAUCAUCUCGGGCAGCACACCACUGUCACAGAUAGGUGUACAAGCUCAACAAGGUGUACCACAGCAGCUGGCCUGCCCCCCCACCCCUACUGCCACCAAUCCUGUGGCCUCAGCACAGAGUCCCCAGGGCUCACCUGGCUCUGAGGAUGACUUAAAGAGGCGAAAUGGGAAGCGAGGCAUUCUCCCUAAACAGGCAACAGAUGUCAUGAGGUCCUGGUUAUUUCAGCAUAUUGUGCAUCCCUACCCCACUGAGGAUGAGAAGCGAGCCAUUGCCAACCAGACAAACCUGACACUUUUACAAGUCAAUAAUUGGUUCAUCAAUGCCCGUAGAAGAAUACUGCAGCCCAUGCUUGAUGCUACAAAUCCAGACCUUCUGCCCAAAGCUAAGAAGGCCAAACCUCAGCACCGUCCCACCCAGAGGUUUUGGCCUGACUCUCUCAUCACAUCCAUCCCACAACAGCAAGAUCAACAGUUACCCACAGGCGAACAAGCACCGGGUGACCUGUUGGAUGCAGUGAGUACAGAGGCAGAUCAAGUGGACAGUCUACAGAAUAACCACUCUGUCACAACUUCAACUGUCACAGAACAGAGCAAUGUCCUCUCACAGAUGCUGAUAGGUCAUGGGUCAUCAUCUCCAUCCUUACAAGACAUGGCAUCUAACGGGGAGGAGACCUUGUUGGAAAGGGAGUCUGUGUCUGAUGGUCUGCCCUCGGGAGGCUUGAGUAGUCUGGAUGUGGAUAAUGCCACUGCUCCAGAGCUAUCCAACUAACAAACGUUCCUUGUGUACAGCCUUGUGUAAAUAAAUAUUAGUGUAUCUAUUUACUGGUACAUGUAGUGAAAAAUCCUGGUAACCACUGAUGAACCAUUAACACUUCCAAACAUCUCUGCUGUCUCAGACCUGUGACCUCCUGUCUAUAUGCACCACUUCAGUCAUGUUUUUGGUCUUUUGAAAUUCCAGUCUCUAUUUCCUCUCAACUCUAUGUUUUGUUGAAGCAUGGUAUUGAGAGAGGGAAUGAAUGUUGCCCUGUCCUUGUCUGCAUGGUUGUUAGCAGAAUAUCUCAGGAAUGUGGAGAAUUCCAGUGCUGAAAGUAGUAGGUAUGGAGCUGAUGCUCCUGUGAUGGUAUCAUCACAUAUUGAACCAGACCACUGUUGCCAAGUACAUUUUGUACAUGUACUAGUAGUUCAUACAUGAUUUGCACUUUGCCAAACAAAUUUCAGUAUUAGUCAAUGAUAAAAAUAUCUUUUGUACAUCAAUAAUGUAUAAUGCACAUUUAACAAUGAAAGUAUUGACAACAAGCAUGUUUUAAAAAGCAAUUUGAAUUCAUGGAAGUUCUACUAAGAUUACAUAAGUUAGAAAAUUGGGAGUUGAAAAUGAUGAAAAAAAUGAUGUUUGAAAUACCAAAAGAAAUGUGCAUCUGCAUUAUUUUGGAUUUGUGUAGUGUGUUUAUUAGGGUAUAAACAUGUUGCAAGAUGAGAGAUGAUGAUCUCAGUAUUGUUGCUGAGACAUGCAUUUUACAUGAUUUCUAUAUUCUGAGAAUAUGUAGGAUAAGCAUGUUGUUACAUACAGAUAGGGGUCACAGGUCAUUGAAAUAAGAUUGUGAAGAGACAAACUUCCCUAACAAUACUGUGUCCAACAUUGUGAAGCAUGCAAUGCUCUUCUCAAGUAUAAGACAACACUUUUGAUAUGAAGGUGAACAAUAAUUGUAGGGCCAUGACUGUACUUCCCAUUAUGUUGCCAUUUAGUUUUCCAUGUUAGUUUUUUGUACUGUUCCAUUAGGUCUACCUUCAAUGAAGAAAAGGCCAUAUUACUCUAUCUGCCAACUACACAUGUAUAGCUCUAACAAAAAGCAGUGAAACUCUCAUCAAAUGAGUGUAUAAUGUAUUAUCAUUAUUAUUGAACUUUAGGUAGGUUUUCACAAAAAGUAUAACACUAUAUGUAACAUGAUUACUGAUGCAGCUUGGCUAUAUUCUGGCCACUGUUAUAAAGUCUUAGUAUUUUUUGUUAAAAAUUAAAAAGAAAUAUUUGAUACAAAACAAUAUGGCAAAGCUAUCCUGUGUUUCAAAGUUGAACAUACCAUAUUUCUCAUAGUUAUAUAUUACAUGCCUUUCUCAAGAUCUUUACUCAUUGCUGAGGCCAAGCGUCUAGUAACAGCUAUAAUCAGUGUCAACUGGGACUGGAAUAUUUGAUGUUGAGUAAGACAGGCUUGGGCAAAUGGGCAUAACAGACUGGUAAUGGUUGGGCCUAGUGAACUGAAAGCUUUUUACAGUAAUACAGGUAGAAGGUAAUGCUCUUAUCACAGUAUCCACUUGAGGGAGCAUGUAGUAUGAAAUACUCCAGAAAGAACAUAAUUCAGGCUAGUUUCUAGUGUCUAAACAAGUUUUUAUUUAGUUUACUUCAGAUAUAUUUUGAUAACAAUAUUCUUGAAAUAUAGAGGAUGAAAUAUGCAACACAUAUUUUUUUUUAAGUGGAUACAGCAGAUUUGUUUCCCCUGCCUCCAAUAUUAUUCCUAAGCCCCGGCUCAGCAGAAACCAUUCGUGCGGACAGUGUAUGAAAAUGAAGUUGUAACAGUUAGUUCCAGGCUGGUGAUGCCAACUGGAGCAGUGUGUGGCAUACUGAUAAGUCACUGACGCUGACUUAUAUGCUUCUCUCUAUCUACCUGUUGCUAAUGUCCAUAUCUGCAUACAAAGUGUGUCUUCUAUCUAACUCAGCUGGCAACAUACCAAAGGAUAAAUCUAAUCAAAUCUAACACUUCUCCCUGCAUUUAAUUCAGAUUUACUGUUACCGUGGCGCAAAUUUCUAAAUGUGGACAAAAGUUUGGCACGGAGAUGAUGCAAUUGACCUGAUCAAUGUGUUAUUAAUGUACAUGUAUAAAGUGAGUAGAUGAAAUUCAGCAGUAACUGCAGCACAGAUUAGAAUUCCACUAAAUGAGCAGGAAAAUUAAUCCAGUACACAAUACUAAUGUAGCAACAUCUUGAUCUGACAAACUCCCAAACUUAAUGUAUGACAUGAAAAUUAGGGUACCCAAUUCUUAGGCCA